Messenger RNA from Phaedon cochleariae (mustard beetle), 586 nucleotides. The record is from the annotation of a GenBank genome assembly. Lineage: Eukaryota; Metazoa; Arthropoda; Insecta; Coleoptera; Chrysomelidae.
AAAACGCGUUGAUUUCUACUGCGCCGUUUUACCUAUUUCUACCAGUCGUAUAUUUCCUAUAUUCGAAAUGAUGUCGGGUACUCAUUUUUCUAAAACAAUUUUUAAAAUUUUCCACGACUUUCGAGUUUUCUGCGAAGAGCAAAAUAAAUGGCCAACCUUCGGGGCGGUUGUCAGUGUUGUCACAGAUUUCAGCUUUGCUAAUAUACAUGCCAUUUUCAGGGCUUGUAAUAAAACUAAUUCGAUGGAAUAUCUUGAUUUAACUUAUAAAAUUGCGUCGGAUGAAGUUGAUCAUCCGAAAGAUCUUGUAACAAAACAUUUAUGCUGCGCACAUCUCAUGAAAAAUUUCAGUAAAGGUAUUAAUGAUUGUUUUACGGAUAAUGAAGUGCGGGAAUUCUAUAAAGACAUUAUGGCAUCGGUGAUGAAUAUGGAUUUUUUCAGUGAUAUUGAAGAUUGCUCUCAGAGUUUGUGUGUAUUGUUAUUCAGCCCGGUUAUGAAUAAAAUUGUUCGUGAACAUUUAGAUAUGUUAUUAAAUUCAAAAAACGCUGAUCCCAUCGACCUUGAUAUAUAUAGAUUUUCGCGAGUGUAA